ACUAGUCGCCUCUGCCGCCACUGCGCGUGUUGCCGUUGGCUUCUUUUAUUGCAUAUUAUGUAGUUCUUAAGCCAAUGGUCAGUAAAACCCAAAAAAGAAAAAAAACAAGAAUAAAUAAAAUCUAUAUACUCCGGAAGCGAGGUCAUCUCCUGCCCCUAAGCAGUCUUCUGCCACUGUCAUUUUCACUUUUUGUUUCUCCCCGUUUGGAUGCGUUAGAAUAGUGGGCCGCGCCAGGGACUUUCCUGGCUCCCUGUGCAAGGCAGUACGGUGCGAGGAGCCGACGCUUCUUGUCAUGUGUGCUGCCCCGACGACUCCGCGGCGCAGACAUCCCAGCUACUUCCAGACGUGGCGCUCCGGUUUCAGCAUGCAGCAGACGGCGCGAGGGUGGCGCUGACCCCACCGGCUGAGGACCUCUGCAGUUUUUUUUUUUAAACCUCUGAAUAAGGCGGCGUGUGACUGUCGGAACAGAAUGAGCGGCAUGCAGCAUAAUGAUGUGAAGAGGCAGCAUCUUCUUGAGCGUCUGCUGGAUGCAGUUAAACAGUGCCAAAUCCGGUUUGGAGGAAGGAAGGAGAUUGCUUCUGACUCGGACAGCAGGGUGAUCUGCUUGUGUGCACAGCUUGAAGCAGUUCUCCACCAUGGGCUACGGAAAACAAAAGGCUUGGCCCUCACUGCAGCAGCCAUCAAGCAAGUUGCAGGGUUCUCAAGCAAGACAGAAUCAGAGUCAUCUUUCUGGCUAUAUGUCAAGGAGCUGCUAAACAAACAUGAGCUGCAGCGUUUUUAUUCCCUGAAAAACAUCAACACAGAGGUGGGAAGGGGCCGAGCAUGGCUCCGAUGUGCACUUAAUGAACAUUCUCUGGAACGAUACCUGCACACUCUGCUUGCUGACCGCAUUCGACUCAGUGUCUUCUAUGAAGACUGGGCUUUCAUAAUGGAUGAAGAACGGUCAAGCAUGCUUCCUACCAUGGCUGCUGGUCUAAACUCCAUCCUGUUUGCUAUCAACAUUGAUAAUGCAGACUUAAAUGGACAGAGCAGAUCUGCUUCCUCUAUGUCCUUACUGCUAAAAGAGUCCACACAGGGGGUGAGCACUCUGUGGAAAGAAUCUGCCCAGGGGGUUAGCAGCUUGUUGAGAGAGAUCACUACAGCCACUUCUACAGUGCCCUCCUUAAUUAGCCGCUCUGAGAAUGAGUUGGAUCCUUUACCUGUGAUACCCCGUUCUGCAUCUGCAGAAAAUAGGAUUAAGAAAGAGCGAAAAAAAAAGAAGAAAAUUACCAACAUUAUUUCAUUUGAUGAUGAGGAUGAAGGCGGUGAUGAAGAGGAGUCAUUAGGUACCAAGGGAACAAGCCGAACAAGCUCCGAAGAGAUGUCUGAUCGGAACAAUCCGUCUCCCUCACAUAAUGGGUCCAGUGGUGAUGGAGAGGGCUGGUGGAGAAGUCACACUUCCAAUGGAGAAUGGACUGAUGUAAAGAAUGCCACCAACGGGGAGGAGGAUGAGGAAAAAUUUGGAAGGUCCUUUAUCAGUGGUGAUCUUGAGGAGGAUGCCAGUCCUGUCCAGCAGCUUGGAGUUGAAAAUUUGUCAAGUUUUUCAACAUGGAGCCCCUUGCAAGUCAUUAGUGAUAACGACAGCUCUGACAUGCUUAUUCCAGUCAGUAUUACUGGUUCCUUGUCACAACCAGAGAUCCCCGGAUACCAAGAGGAAGAUCUUACUGCUGUUUCUGUGGAAAUUGCACAGAAACAGUCUGACACCCAGUACAGCCUGAAACCUACAACGAUGAUGCAGGACAACUACAUAAACGCUACUCUGCCUUCAUCAGUGCUGUCGGAGUCAAUGACCAUUGCUGAGUUACGGCAAGCUAUAAUGGCCAUGAUGAACAGGAAGGAUGAACUUGAAGAAGAAAAUAGUUCUCUCCGUGGUCUUUUGGAUGGAGAAAUGGAGCAUUCAGCAGCCCUGCGACAAGAGCUGGACUCUCUUAAAAGAAAGCUAGGGGAACUGGAUGAACGACAUGUUGGGAAAGUCCAGGCUUUAGGAAGAGAGAAUGAAGUUCUGAAGGUUCAGCUCAAGAAGUAUGUAGGAGCUGUGCAGAUGCUGAAGAGAGAAGGUGCUCAGGCGAAUAAUGGACUCCCUGUGCUCCGGAACUGUGAUGGGGAAGCCGUGAUUCCAGAGCCCAAGGUGACAGAUGCCAAUGAGGACCUUGCAGCCAGUUAUGAGAGAAAACUUAUUGAGGUGGCAGAGAUGCAUGGUGAGCUGAUUGAGUUCAACGAGAGGCUUUACCGGUCGCUGAUGGCGAAGGAUCAGUUGAUAGCUCAGAUGCGACAGGAGCUGAUAGACCUCCGUGGCCCGGUUCCUGGAGAUCUUAGUCAAACGUCAGAGGAUCCUAGCUUGUCAGAUUUUGAAAUAACUCAUCGGGCUCUCAUUAACGUCUGGAUCCCUUCAGUCUUCUUGCGAGGACGGGCUGCCAACGCCUUCCACGUUUACCAGGUCUACAUCAGGAUCCUCGACAAUGAGUGGAACGUCUACAGGCGAUACGCCGAUUUUCACAGCCUGCACCACAAGCUGCGCUCCCGUUUCCCCCAAGUGAAUGCCUUCCACUUUCCACCAAAGAAAGCCAUUGGAAACAAGGAUGCCAAGUUUGUGGAAGAGCGACGGAAGCAGCUGCAGAGCUACAUGCGUAGCGUGAUGAACAAAGUGAUCCAGGGGCUGCCCGAGUUCACCGCCAAGCCCACCAAGGAGACUCUCGUCCGACUUCUCCCCUUCUGCAUGUAAGUGUCGCUGGACCACUGGGAAGGGGGGUC
Molecule: messenger RNA, 2790 nt
Organism: Polypterus senegalus (gray bichir)
Lineage: Eukaryota; Metazoa; Chordata; Cladistia; Polypteriformes; Polypteridae
Gene: snx29
Product: sorting nexin 29
Exons: 20
Coding region: 470-2761 (763 amino acids)
Molecular function (GO): phosphatidylinositol binding
Source: RefSeq, a predicted model, not a curated record